Dicentrarchus labrax (European seabass) is the source of this 2748-nucleotide messenger RNA. It is a transcript of the gene hnrnpd, whose product is annotated as heterogeneous nuclear ribonucleoprotein D. The record is from RefSeq and is a predicted model, not a curated record. The transcript is spliced from 8 exons. The coding region runs from base 316 to 1275 and encodes 319 amino acids. Gene Ontology annotation, cellular component: nucleoplasm. NCBI's taxonomy places the organism in Eukaryota, Metazoa, Chordata, Actinopteri, Moronidae. Gene Ontology annotation, molecular function: RNA binding. Gene Ontology annotation, biological process: regulation of gene expression.
GAAAAGCGAUGAAAACAAACACGACGCUCACGCAUCAUCAAAAACUAACCUUUUACCUUCCCGACGCGUCAUUUUACCUUAAAGAAUAAUUUAUAUUCUACUCAGCGUUUAUUUGCAUUAAUGCAGAUUAACCCAGUUUGCUUUUAAUAACGCCAGGAGCUAACACAUGACAACAGAAUAUUAGCUAGCCGCUAGCUAGCAUCCCGAGCUGUUCGAUUCCCGAGCGUUUUAGUUUGCUCUUUAAAAGCCGACCCCCCCCCUCUCUCCUCCUCCUCCUCCUCCUCCUCCUCCCUCCACGAAAACAAACAAACAAACAUGUCGGACGACUAUGAAUUCAGCGACGACACGACCAUGAUGAGAAUGGAGGAGGAUGGAGAGGCUAACAGCGACGACCCGAUGUCUGCGGCGGGAGACUGUGGCCUGAUGGGGGGCGAGGCCGAGGGGUCGAGGAUCGACGCCAGCAAAAACGAGGAAGAUGAGGGGAAGAUGUUUGUAGGAGGGCUCAGCUGGGACACGACCAAGAAGGACCUGAAAGAUUACUUUUCCAAGUAUGGGGAGGUCGUAGACUGCACAUUAAAACUGGACCCCAUGACUGGCCGUUCGAGGGGCUUCGGCUUUGUGCUCUUCAAAGAACCAGAAAGUGUUGACAAGGUGGCCUCACAGAAGGAACAUAAACUCAACGGAAAGGUCAUUGACCCCAAAAAAGCCAAGGCCAUGAAGAGCAAGGAGCCCGUAAAGAAGAUCUUCGUUGGAGGUCUCUCUCCAGACACUCCUGAAGAGAAAGUCAGAGAGUACUUUGGUGCCUUCGGAGAGGUGGAGUCAAUUGAGCUUCCCAUGGAGAACAAAACAAACAAAAGAAGAGGCUUCUGCUUCAUCACAUUCAAAGAGGAGGAUCCAGUUAAGAGCAUCAUGGAGAAAAAAUACCACAACAUUGGAUUAAGCAAGUGUGAAAUAAAAGUGGCGAUGUCCAAGGAACAGUACCAGCAGCAGCAGUACUGGGGAGGCAGAGGUGGAUACUCGUACUCAUCCAGGUCUCGAGGAAGAGGUGGUGGUCCCAAUCAGAAUUGGAACCAGGGUUAUGGCAACUACUGGAAUCAAGGCUAUGGAAAUUAUGGGAAUUAUGGUUACAAUAAUCAAGGAUAUGGAGGCUAUGGUGGCUAUGAUUACCCUGGUUACAACAACUAUUAUGGAUACGGUGACUACAACGAUCAAUCUGGUGGAUAUGGCAAGUCGCCACGGCGUGGUGGUCACACCAACAGUUACAAGCCGUAUUAAUGGGGGAAACCCUCCUCUUCAAGUAGCGGAGCUUCCUUGCAGGCCAUGAGCUGACUCCCAGAUACUCUCAGGGCCCGCUCAAUGCGGACCGGGUACGAGAAGCAUACGCUCUCGAAUGCUGCCAUUUGGUAUGGUCUUACAACAUCCUGUAUCAGCAUUUCUAAACUAAAAACAAUAUGGGACACGUCCAGCUUUGUCAUCUUUCUUUCCAUUUUUAAUUUGUUUGCAACUGUUUGUAAUGUAAAAGUUAAAAAUAUACACAUGUAAUUGUCAUUUUUUACAGGCCCUUACUCCCCCCCACAAGUAAUGAUUAUAAAUAUGAAAAAAUAACUAUUUGCUUUUCAAAGGAUACGUACAGCAUUCUCUGGACUUCCCAGUUCCUAUUGUUAAUAUAUGCAUUCCUAAUCUUAUCUAAAAUGCUUGUUUCUUUAUUUAGCUCUUGUAGCCAGUAGUCCAUGAGCUAAAACCUGGUUCGUAGUUGGACUCUACUGUGUUGGGGGAUAAAGUGCUUUACUUUGUGUACAUGUACUGCUCUGUUUUGUCUUACUGACAGCGAUGGAAAACAACUCCUCCCUUUUGUUAAUUUUCCUGUAAUGAAUUUUCCUCUUAUAACCUUUUGUAAAACCAGAAGUGUCACUACAUUUGCAGAAAUUUGCAUGUAAUGCUUUCUUUAAUGUGUAUUUUUUGACCAAUCAAAGGUUUCUUCCAUUUUAAUAUUUUGGCUUUGACCGCUUCAAUUUAUUGCACUUCAGGAUUUCUAGCUUAUGGACUAACUAUUACUUUUUUUUAAACUGUAAACAAAAUGUUAAAAUAAUUGUUCUCAGUUUGUUUUUUUUUUUUUUUUUUACAUUGGACAUUAUAAACACGGGGGAUUCCUAUUUUUUUUCUUCUUAUAAUUUAACCAUUUUUUUGUUCAUCCAGAGCUGAUUUGUGUCUGUUUGUUUUUUGUAGGUGUCAGCGGUCGGAGCUGGUUGGAGCAUUUGGCCACAGAGAGAUGAUGGUAUCCAGCAAAGAUCACUAGCUGAUUGUAAGAGAAUAAAUGAAGAGCACUAUGACCUACAGCACAUUUCCCCCUCUACAUUUAACGAAGUAUUUGUUGUAUCUUAAAAGAGUUUUGGAUUUUUGAUGUUUUGCAUUUAUUUUAGAAGACUGCAACGUUUUCGAGCAGUUCGCGUUCCUCAUCCCUUUCUGGUUUUUGUAUUUAUUGUUCUCAUAUGCUAUUUGUGAAUUGCUUCGUUUUAUUACAUUACUGCAAUGUUAGAUUGGUUGGAACAGAUCACACACAUAUAUAUACAGUACUGUGGUAGCAAAGAUAUCAAAUACGUUGUUGCAUUUUAUCUGCUUAAUCAUAGUCAUCAGUCAUAUAAUACAUAUGUUAUUACAGAAUCAUAAACAUACAGUAUAUAUAUAUAUAUAUACACACAGGUAAUUAUACAUAAAGAAAUGCAAUAUAAUAAAAAUAAUAAACACUCA